AUCGAAUGCCUGAAACGUCUUCCAUUUCCAACCAUCGUCUCCUUUUUCGCUUCCCUUCUCUCUCCUUGCAGAUUUGUGCCAUUGGGUUCUUUCCAUCAUCCUCACGCAAUCCCCAAAAAUCCUCCCUCGGCUUCGUUUUUGAAGCCACAGUUUCUCUUCUUUGGUGGAGGGAGAAGAAGGUGUGUUUUGUUAGGUUGGUUGGUUUCAGCGGGAUCGUUGCCUUUGAGGGGUGAUCUUCCGGGCUCAGGGUGGACGGCACCAUGUCUGUCCAGGAGUAUUUGGAGAAGCACAAGCUGUCGAGUCGUAUCGAGGAUGCGGUGAAUGCUGCUGUCCGAGCCAAGAGUCCUGAUCCCGUCAUCUUCAUUGCCGAUCACCUGAGGAAAGCUGUGCCCGGAGUCAUCACCAAAGUCCAUGCUCGUCAGAUUAUUGAUAGCCGUGGGAACCCCACAGUGGAGGUCGAUGUUUGGACCGGCAAGGGCAUGUUUCGUGCGGCAGUGCCUAGCGGAGCUUCUACUGGAGUUCACGAGGCCGUUGAGCUUCGAGAUGGUGACAAGAACGUUUACAUGGGUAAAGGGGUUCUGAAAGCUGUUGCGAAUGUCAACGACAAGAUUCAGCCUGCCAUUCUGGGCAUGGAUCCCAGAGAGCAAGCCAAGAUCGAUAGAACGAUGAUGGAACUGGACAAGACUGAAAAUAAGGGGAGUUUGGGAGCUAACGCGAUUUUGGCUGUGUCAAUGGCUGUAUGCAAAGCCGGAGCUUGCGAGAAAGGGGUUCCUUUGUAUCAGCAUAUUGCAGAUCUCGCUGAAAACACGAGGCUGGUAUUACCAGUACCUGCGUUUAACAUUAUCAACGGCGGAAGUCAUGCCGGCAACAAGCUUGCUAUGCAGGAAUUUAUGAUUCUACCCGUUGGUGCUCCUUCAUUUUCGGAAGCUAUGCGAUAUGGCACUGAAGUGUAUCACCACUUGAAGGCUGUGAUUAAAGCCAAAUACGGUAUCGAUGCUUGUAAUGUGGGAGAUGAAGGGGGUUUCGCCCCCAGUAUUGCUAGUAAUAAGGAAGGUCUGGACCUCGUGAAAAUGGCCAUUGAGAAAGCUGGGUACAGUGGAGUAGUUAAGAUUGGUAUGGAUGUUGCUGCCAGUGAAUUUUACACCUCGGACAAGAAAUACGAUCUGGAUUUCAAAACACCCAACAACUCAGGAGCGGAUGUGAAGAGCGGAGACGAAAUGAUUGCAAUGUACCAAUCCUUUUGUAAAGAUUAUCCUAUCAUAUCCAUUGAAGACCCCUUCGAACAAGAUGAUUGGGAGAACACUAAGAAACUGACAGACCUAAAGAUUUGUCAGGUUGUAGGAGAUGAUACUCUCGUCACCAAUCCUAAGCGUGUUGCUAAGGCCAUUGAGGAACAUACUUGCAACGCGCUGCUUCUCAAGGUAAAUCAGAUUGGAACGAUCACAGAGGCCAUUGAAGCCGUCAACAUGUCAAAGAAGGCUGGUUGGGGAAUUAUGGCGUCACAUCGCAGUGGAGAGACGGAGGAUUCCUUCAUUGCUGAUUUGGCUGUUGGACUCUCCACUGGCCAGAUCAAGACAGGCGCUCCCUGUCGGAGCGAGCGCCUUGCCAAAUACAACCAGCUUUUGAGGAUUGAGGAAGAACUCGGGGAUAAAGCCGCUUACGCGGGCGAAAAUUGGAGACCAAAGCUCUGACAGCGUCAUAUCUAAGAAUUGGGGAUAUCGACGGUUGUCUUUUUGAGACUCUUUUCCCUGGUGACACAAAUAAUUUUAGGCAUUUUAGUCAGAAGAGUUGGUUAUUAGAUCACUGUUCCCAGAAGCUCCAUUACAAGCAGUUUGGGGAGUGCCAACAUCUUAUCGUUGAACUUGUAACUGGGGUGUCACUUACCUCCUUUGCAUUUGUCAAAAUGACUGCCAGUCUUUCUGUGACACUCCCGAAGAGUACAAUAAGCUGUGCGAAGGUCCUACCAUGAUUUUCAGAAUGUGGAGGAAAAUUCAAGCCCCAGAAGGAGCGAAGAGGAUGAGUGUAUUCCAUUGCCGCGAGGUGGGACAUAGAAAUGCAGUUUUUUGGAAGGAAUCUGUAAUUGGGGGUCUUCUUACCGCAGCAUGGGUCCUUGUUGUCUCGUUAAAGGUUUUGUACUUUUUUAAAAAUUAUAUCGGCUUCUUGAUUAUUUUUGUUCCGAAAGAUACAAACUUCGCAAAGGCUCGCCGGUGCAGUCCGUCUCUAGCAACGAACGGCUCGUGUAGAAGCACAAAGAAAAACCCGGUUCAGCACGGCUUGUAUGAUGACGACUAUGAAACUAUCAUUUCUUAAUAA
Physcomitrium patens is the source of this 2313-nucleotide messenger RNA. RefSeq lists its product as uncharacterized. Lineage: Eukaryota; Viridiplantae; Streptophyta; Bryopsida; Funariales; Funariaceae. Gene Ontology annotation, cellular component: phosphopyruvate hydratase complex. The record is from RefSeq and is a predicted model, not a curated record. Gene Ontology annotation, molecular function: magnesium ion binding; phosphopyruvate hydratase activity. Gene Ontology annotation, biological process: glycolytic process.